UCUGCUGCCGGCUGAGCGCGAGUCCGACGCCCAUCGAACCAAACUUCCGGACUUGAUCGCGCGUGUAUUCGUCUCGCGACAUCACAAAAAAAGAGCUUCCGGACGUAGGGCCUGCGGCCGCGUGGACAGGACUCAGGCGUGAGAUGUGGCCCCUCCGAGCUCUAGGCCCCUGGCGCUUGGCUCUGGCCCACCUGCGCUGGGCCGCCCGGCCGUACUCCGGUUCGCAGGGAACAGGAAGUGGUGGGGGGCCCCUGGGCGCCCCGGGCCUGCGCACCCGCCUGCUGGUGACCGGGCUCUUUGGCACGGGGCUGGCCGCGGCGUGGCUGUGGGCCCGCGCCAAGAAGGAGCAGCGGCAGCAGAGGCGGCGGAUGGAGGCCUUGCGCAGUGCGGCCGUGGGCCAGGGGGAUUUCCACCUGGUGGACCACACGGGCCGUCCACGCUGCAAGGCCGACUUUGCGGGCCAGUGGGUGCUCCUGUACUUCGGCUUCACACACUGCCCAGACAUCUGCCCCGAGGAGCUGGAGAAGCUGGCCGGGGUGGUGCGCAGGCUCGACGCUGAGCCAGGGCAGCCCGCCGUGCAGCCCCUCUUUGUCACCGUGGACCCCGAGCGGGAUGACGUGGCCGCCAUGGGGCGCUACGUGCGCGAGUUCCACCCGCGGCUGCUGGGGCUGACGGGCACCGCGGAGCAGGUGAGCGAGGCUGGCCGGGCCUAUCGGGUCUACUACAGCGCGGGGCCUCGGGACGAGGAUCAGGACUACAUAGUGGACCACUCCAUCAUCAUCUACCUGCUGAACCCCGACGGGCUUUUCACCGACUACUACAGCCGCAGCAAGACGGAGGAGCAGAUCACGGCCAGCGUGCGGCGGCACAUGGCUCGCUUCCGCAGUGCGUUCAGCUGAGUGCCCAGGCCCAGCCCACCCGGCCAUCCCCAUCUGACCUUGGCUGCUGCUUCCUUUUGCCCGCCAGGCACCAAGCACAGGCCUGCACCCUGUUCUCUGGUCGACCAGACACAUUUAUUCUAUGAUAACGAUGCUCGACACGUCGCUCAACAUGGGCGUGGGAAAUAAACAGAUUCGUUGUACAAACACAA
Vombatus ursinus (common wombat) is the source of this 1090-nucleotide messenger RNA. It is a transcript of the gene SCO2, whose product is annotated as protein SCO2 homolog, mitochondrial. Gene Ontology annotation, biological process: mitochondrial respiratory chain complex IV assembly; intracellular copper ion homeostasis. Bases 144 to 899 code for a protein of 251 amino acids. The transcript has 2 exons. Gene Ontology annotation, cellular component: mitochondrial inner membrane. NCBI's taxonomy places the organism in Eukaryota, Metazoa, Chordata, Mammalia, Diprotodontia, Vombatidae. Gene Ontology annotation, molecular function: copper chaperone activity; copper ion binding. The record is from RefSeq and is a predicted model, not a curated record.